AUGCCUGGUGAUAUUUAUUCGUUGGACAGGGCAGUGAAGAGUAAGAAGAAAGGAGUUCCACAGGACGUGGUAGAGGAAGCGGAGAGGAUAGAGGAGAAGAACUAUGAGAGGGCAAGGAACAUCCGGGUGCAGAUUGACGAGUCUGCGCUGAAGCAGAGGGCAACGACGGAGGAGAUGAUGAGGCAGGGAGAGACGCUGCAGAAUGCAAAGAAGUCUGCGUUGGAGAUAAACAGAAAUGCAAUACGUGGUGCGGAGCUUACUGAGGAUAUUGAGAGGGAAGGGCAUGUGUUUAGCUGUGAGCUGCCGUGUGUGCGGGCAAUAAAGCGAUGGCUGCAUAGGAACCGGGGGGAUGUGUCUGAUGUUGCGGGAUCAAGGGAGGUGGGAGAUGUGGACGAAGAGAGUAGAGAGGCAGUGAUGUUUGCGGAGGAAGGAGAAGAGUAUGUGAAAGGGCAGAACAAAACGGAUAAGGAGAUGGUGGGGAUACUGAAUGCGGUGAGGCAGGUCAAUAAGGAGGCAAAGAGACAGAACAGGGAGAUUGAAAGGCACAAGGGGAUUGUUGAUGACAUAUCGAUAAUUAACGAGCGGUCGGAGAAGGUUAUUAAGGACACAGACAAGGAGCUGAACAAGAUGGAGUGA
Ordospora pajunii is the source of this 636-nucleotide messenger RNA. RefSeq lists its product as uncharacterized. The transcript has a single exon. Lineage: Eukaryota; Fungi; Microsporidia; Ordosporidae. The coding region runs from base 1 to 636 and encodes 211 amino acids. The record is from RefSeq and is a predicted model, not a curated record.